UUGCCAGAAAGAUAUUUUAAUAAAAUAAUGUUGAUGUUUUCCUGUUCAUCUGAAAAGUAAAAGAAAUCGAUGAAAAGAAAAACAAAGGUUUUAGGCGCACGUGGUUUUGUCUGUUUUGAUUUGAAGCCGCUGAUGCGUAGCGAACAUUCGGUUAUGUUUGGGGAGAUUUUCGAAAAAGAAAAAAAGGGUCGUGGCAAAUGAAGGCCGUAAUACAAACAUGGCGAUUAACCUUGCUGUGUGGAUGAUUCUGCUUGGUUUAGCAGCUUCACCAUCGGUUUCUGGAAACGACCAAGGUUCGCAGACUAUCAGCGUUCCAGGUUACGGAAAUUAUGAGUUUCAAACCACUACAUGGAUUAACACCAAUACUGCCGAGCAUCGGCCGGCCAUCAGCGUAACCGUUUAUCCUUCGUAUGACAACAACAAUAGUAGUGGCAAUAACUUCACUUUUUCCGGAAACAUAACUAGCGGCGGAGUCGUUUGGGCAAUCUAUUCGGAGAACGUCUACAGUCUGUAUUACUACUCACCAAAGGCAGAAUUCAAUACAUCGUAUAAUGUGAUUGUUGAAGUGAUGGUUUCUAGUGCCAGCAUUGUCACAUACACGGCGAACAUAACAACAUUUGGCUUGUGCAAGUUUUCCGAUAAUAAUCUUACCGACACCCCAAAAGAAGUAACUACCCCAGGGUGGCCUGACAGUUACCCCACCAACAUAUAUUGUAUCUGGAAUUUGACUGCCGAUCCUGGAAAAGUGGUUGAAGUCACUGUAGAGGAGGGUCAAAGUGACUAUUCAGAUUACCUAAUGGCAUUGAGCUACCAGACUUACUCUCUUCUAACCCUGUUUUCGUCAAGUGGCAACAUAACAUCAUCACAACCACACACCUCUGUGACUCCUAACGUUAUUGUGGGGUUUUAUUCAGACCAGUCCAUUACGGGGAAAGGGUUCAGGUUCUCCUACAGGCAAAUAGAUGCAACAAACGACACUUUAAUUACCUACCCAGUAUAUACUUCCAGUGGUUUCUCAUUUUGGGCAUAUACACAUAUAGACGUUUUUUAUAACUUUGGAGUUAGCAUUAGCCUGAAUGUAUAUCCGAACUUUAUGUACGAAUACAACUCAACCGGGAAUUACUCAUUUUCUGGAAACAUAUCAUCAGAUAGUGAAGUUCGACAUAUAUCAGCAGACAACGCCAAUUAUUUUUACUACCAUGCCACAAACUUUACCCAAAACACAACAUAUACUUUGUAUAUUGCAGUUUCAGAUAGUACAAACACUACUAUUGCAAAUUAUACAACAACUUUGGUAACAGCUACUGUGCACAUGUUUGAUGAUGCUGACUUAUCUGGGACCCCAAAAGAAGUAACUACUCUUGGUUGGCCAGGAAAUUACCCGGAAAAUACAGCCAGUGUUUGGAUUUUAAAUGCAGACCCUGGAAUGGUGGUUCAGAUCACUGUACAUGAGGGUGGUGAUUAUACUUAUUUUGCUACCUUGAUUGGACAAGACCAUGCUCCAAAUAGUACCUUCUCCAUGGGUUUCAUGUACGUUUAUGGAAACGUAACAACAGAUCAAAUUUACACUUCUAAAACCGCAACGGUUUAUAUUAGUUUUAUAUCGCACGUAUUCUCACCAAAAGGAUUUAGAUUUUCUUACAUCCAAACAGAACCUUCAAAUGACACUUAUUCAACCAUGCCAACAUAUGGUAACUCAACCAUGCCAACUUAUGCAAUCACCACUACAGCUUCUGCUCCAACUGUUCCUGUGUUGCCACCAGUGCAAGUUACAGCAACAGGAGGUAAUGGGAUCAUCUACGUGGACCUUGGUUCAUCUCGAUACAACUACACCAUUACUUUUGAUGCCCAGAACAUUCAAGUCACAAAUGUGGAUUCUUACAUUAUUGAAGGCCUUGGUGCAGAUCUAGAAUUUGAGUUUGAAGUUGAAGCAUAUUUUGAUGGUGAACUUCUCUCCACUUUGACACUUACUGCUGAAACAAAAUCUUGCACUGAAACUUGUACCAACGCUGUCUGUGUUGUGGCAACUGGUAACGUGCAAACCUGUAAAUGUAGGCCAGGAUAUACUGAAGAAGAAACAAAUACAGUUGCUCUCAAUAUACAGAACUUGCAGCAACCAAGCUGUGUAGAUGUUAAUGAAUGUGGAAUGCCAUGGAUCACUUGCCCAGCAAACUCUGUCUGUUCCAACACUGUUGGAUCUUUUGUAUGUCGCUGUGGAUCUGGAUUUACAAUGGAGAAUGGAGUGUGUACACUUAUCAACUUGUGUGAAAAGAGCAUACUUUGUGAAAAUGGUGGAACCUGCACUCCAUUGCCUGGAGACUUUAGGUGCGAGUGUCCACAAUAUUAUAGUGGGAAGUCAUGCAAAGAUUACACAUCACCAUGUAUAGGUGGACCCUGUGCAAACCUUGGUACUUGUAAUGAUCUCGGUGGUUCAUACUCCUGCUCUUGCACUCAAGCAUAUUCAGGUCCAACAUGCCAAACAGAUGUAAAUGAAUGUACAGCUGGCAUUAGUACUUGUGUUGCGAAUGCAUUCUGUACCAACACAGUAGGAAGUUAUAGAUGUACAUGCAAUGAAGGCUACUCAGGUGAUGGGUUUGUCAAAUGUAAUGUUGAUGUAUUGUUGCCAUAUGGAGAAAAUGCAAUGGAUGAAUUGUUGACUAUUGGUGAUGAUGUAGCUUCACCAAAACUAACCAUUCCAUUUCCAAUGGCAUUUGGACAGAGAACAUUCACCACUUGCCGUGUAACUUCUAAUGGUAUAAUUACCUUUGGUCCUGAGUCUUGGCAUGUGCGAUACUUGUACCAACCUCGCCAGAACGGGUUCGGUUCUUAUAGAGUAGCAAUGCUGGCUCCAUUCUGGGAUGAUUUCCAUCCAAGCAGGUUCAAUGACGGCCGUGUUUAUUAUCAGGUUUACAACAAACAAUCCACAACUCUGUCUGUCUCUGCCUCUGCCGUGGUUGCAGAAGUGGACAAAAGGAUCGGAGAAUUUGUAGGAAACACAAAUUUCAAGUCAAGUUAUGUUUUGAAAGCAACCUGGCAUAAUGUGGUCAUGUAUUAUGAGUAUUACAACAGAGAUUAUCCCAGCACCUUCCAAGCCAUUUUAGCCUCAAAUGGAGAGGAGACAUACGUAAUAUACAACUACAAGGAGGAUGCAAUGUUAUGGAAUGUAGACAAGAGAUACUAUGAUAACAACAGAGCUUUGAUUGGAUAUACAAAUGCACAAGACCUUGAGUUUAUUGAAGUACAAGGAGAAUACAGGCCUGACAAACGACCGCAAACCGGUGGAACUAGAAACGGGCAGUAUUUCUACCAUUUGACACCAAGCUCCUCUAAAACUUCCAAGUCAAGUGCAAAGGCUGCAUGUAUGGCUUGGUACAAUGAAGAUAAGGAUGAUAAAACAGAUGGAUGGCUGGAGUCAAAUACAACACAGCCAUGCCCAUGCACUGCUGCACAAGCCAUACUUGAUCCACGCUUUGCACUUAGUGUUGAGGUUCAUCUGAACUGGAUUAAGUUAUUUACCGACUGGUACUCGCAAUAUUCAUGGUGGUCAGAUUAUAAUUACGUCAAUGGAAGCAGCAUUGAAACUGAUGAAUGGAAUUAUGAAGAAACUGCUUACCACCGGUGUUACCAACUACGUAGCAACACUGGGCCACGUUGUUGCUAUGGUAGCAGAGAAACCGAAUUCAAUAUCUUUUGGGGUUGGUGGAUUGGUGGGCCCCUUCUACAAGGCCCAAUGAGUAGCAGAUAUGAGAGAUACCAGAUUCCAUUGGUGGAAGACAGUACUGAUUGGUGGGAUUGGAUUUAUUACAGAGACCAAGCAAGAUUUAAUGAGCAACUCAGGCUUGCUUUAGAAAAAGAUCUGAUUCCACGAAGGCAAUGUUGUAUUGAGAGUGAAUCUGACUACUACUGUGAUUUGUACAAGCAGAGAAGACCAGCAGCAACAUGCGAUGGAUAUGAACAAGUCUUUCCUAGCUGGACAUUUGGUGACCCCCAUAUUACCACUAUUGAUAGCAACCAAUAUACUUUCAAUGGAGUAGGAGAAUUCCAUUACUUGUAUGCACCCGGUGUUUUUAGUAUUCAAGCUCGUAUUAAAAAAGCAACUACAGCCGAUGGUGGUGAAGCUGGUGGAACCAUCUUUGUUGCUUUUGCUGUGAAGGAUCAUGAAUACAGUAACUCAGGCACUGUUCAAUUUGACAUUGACUCCUCUCAUGUUAAUGGCACAGGAGUCCUUGUAUCGGUCAAUGGUGUUUCACAGACACUAACAACAGUUGAGACAUCUAUUAACCAAGUAAGUUUAUCAAUAAAAGAUGGAUCCUACCAAGCUAAAUUUCCUUCUGGUUCAUCAGUUGUUGUGUCUGCUGCAGAAUACAUGCUAAGUAUGCAGUUUACUGGAGAUACUGGAAGUUUAAGGAAUGUGUCAAAGGGAUUACUUGGGAAAUGGAAUGGAGUGAAAGAAGAUGAUUUUGAGUUAAGGAAUGGAACUAUUCUUACUUGGGAAGACUUACAACCAACAGAUAACUUGGAUAUUUUGAAUGGAACUUUGCUGGAGCAGAAACUUUACACCUUCGGUCUUUCUUGGCAAAUAACAGAGAGUGAGAGUGUUUUCAACUACAGUGGGGGUGGUGACACUUUUGCCUUGCAUAACCCGACACCAACAUCUGAGCCUCCAUUCCUGGAGGUGCUUGUUGCCCAGCAGGCCACAGAAAGCCAUUUCCAAUCUGUUAAGGAGAACUGCACAACAAAUGGGGUGGUAUCAACCACUUGUUUAUAUGAUGUGCUGGUCACGAACAGGACUGCCAUAGGGCAGGCAACUUUAACAAAUUCUGAUUCUUCAACAGCUGCUGCUGCGGCUAACUCAAACAACCCACCUAAUAUAACAGUGGUAGAUGGAGCUAAAAUUGAAAAUGGAAACACUUUCUUGGCCCAACUGACCAUACUUUCAACAUUCAGUGUUUCCGCUGUUGAUCCAGAUGGUGACAGUGUUACCUUUUCAAUUUUUGCCAACAAUUCUAUAUCUGGCAUCACUAUUGACUCAAGCACUGGAGUUGUAUCAUGGACACCAAAUGAUGCAAACAAGAUUACAGGAAAUACGAACCAAACCCUUGUCAUACAAGCCUUGGAUGGGAAGGGUGGUGAAGCUGUGUUGAACAUCAAUAUUAAACUGUGUGUUUGUGCUAAUGGUGGAAGUUGUCUAAAUGAUGAAAUAGUAAUCGGAAGAGAAAAUUAUGCGAUUGUUGGUUGUAAUUGUACUGAUGCUUACUCUGGUGAUGAUUGUUCAGAAGAUAGGAAUGGAUGUCUCUUGUCAGCUUGUUUUGCUGGUGUAACAUGCACUGAUAACCCUGCACCUGCUACAGGGGAAACUUGUGGAGAUUGUCCAGCAGGAACCACAGGUGAUGGUAGAAACUGCACCAACAUCAACCAUUGUGAAUCGAACCCAUGUGCUCACCUUUGUGAACCACUUUAUAAUGCUUACCAAUGCACUUGUAAUGAUGGAUAUCAAUUAAAUGCAAACAAUCGCACUUGUGAUGACAUAAAUGAAUGCACAGAAGCCACACCUUGUAAUGUGAAGCCUAACUCACUUUGCAACAACACAAUUGGAAAUUACACUUGCUAUUGUCCUUCUGGAUUCAGUGAAGGCAACAACAGAUGUGAUGAUGUAAAUGAAUGUACAGCAAAUACAUUCACCUGCCCAUCCACUGCUACCAGUUGCUUCAAUAAACUGGGGACAUAUGGAUGUUCCUGCAACUCUGGAUACUCCAGAGCUGCAGGUGCAGAUGAGCAAUCAGCUUGUACUGACACUGAUGAAUGUGCAUUGAACCAACACACAUGUGAUAGUGUAACGCAAGUGUGUAGGAACAUUGAACCUGGUUUUCAAUGUGAUUGCAAGACAGGAUUCGAACUUGUGAAUGGUGUAUGUGAUGACAUAAGAGAAUGUCAAAACUCCCUACUAAACAACUGUACAUCACCAAACAUGCAAUGUGUUGAACAAGAACCAGGCUUCUCAUGUGCUUGUUUGCCAGGAUACCAACUUAAUGGGCAGUUAUGUGAGGACAUCAAUGAAUGCUUGACAAGUGGAAUCUGUCCAGUGAAUAGCAACUGUGUGAAUAGAGAUGGGGGAUACACAUGCAUAUGCGACCCUAACUAUGUCUGCCCUGUGAAUCCAUUUGUCAACCCUGUCACUGUACUGAGUAAAUCCAGGAGUUGUAUGACAAUUAUCGUUGAUGAAGGUUCACUUUAUGGUCUCUAUGAGGUUAAAGCUGUUUCUGACCAAAACAACUUCUUGAUCAACUCCACAACAAUUAAAACAAGAUUAUGUGGUUUGUCUCCAAACACCAAUUACAAUAUCAGUGUUAGGGUUCUUGCGUUGAAGGAUUCAAAUGAUUUUUACACAACCACUGAAUUCAGUCAAGUCACAGUGGCUACAACAGAUGCUACAAAGAUCCGUUUCUCCUUACGCAUCACAUCUGAAACAUACACAGCAGAGAUGGCAGAUAUUAAUUCCGCUGCAUCACUUGCGCUGAGGAGUCGUCAUGAGAGCACACUGAACUCUGGAUUAACCUUCAACGUUGGAGGAAAUUCUGUGACAUCAUCGGCUGUUCUCUUCAUCAGAUUAACAUCAGGAAGUGUUCGUGCAGAUUCUGAGGCUUCUCUUACUUCUCGUAGUCUUGCUGACUCAACAGCAACUGCAGAUGGUUCAAAUCUUAACUCAGCAAACUAUGCGAGUCUUGAAACAAUCACGAAUGUUCCCAAACCACCUGCCAAUCUCAUAAUUAGUGAAGUUACUGAUUCUAUGAUUACUUUAAGAUAUGAUGCUGUUGCUGGAGCUAUUCAGUAUGAAGUGCAGUUAACACAUGGACAAAACAUUAGCAGCUACAUGACCACAGCCACAACGUACACCAUAAGCAAUGUUCCAUCUAACACCAUAUGUUCAAUUCAAGUCCGUGUCAUUGCGACUGUUGGAACAACUGCAGCUGCACGAUCUGACUUUUCCGACUCAAUUGAAACAACCACUCGCCCUGUUGUUCUUGGUCUCCUAGUUUCCUCUAUCACUGAGACAAGUGCAGUGAUCACCUUCAGCUCAGUAACAAGGGGCGUGUACUACACGGUUCAAUCAGAUUCCAGCUCCAACAACCUCACCCAAUCAAGUGUCGUUUCUGGAAGUUUAAGUUUGAGUGUAGGGGGGUUGGUCAAAAGUAACACUUAUACAUACACUGUGGUAGCAGUUGCUUUAGAUGUAGAUGGUAAUCAUCAUUCAAGCGCACCAGCAACUGUUACUUUUACUACAAGUGGUUUGUGUGGAAACAAUCCUUGUUAUAAUGGAGGUCUGUGCUCGGAGAUUGGAACUAUUGUUGGUUGCACGUGCCCAUCAGGCUUUACAGGACUGCUGUGUGAAAGCCAAGACAAUUCUGAUGCAUUGAAGAUUGGACUUGGAGUUACCGGUGGUCUUAUUGGUGGAGCUCUGAUUGUUCUUUUCUUGUUUUGGUUUGUUAAGAAGAGACCAGCAGCAUAUACACUUCAUCCAGAAGAAAAACCAACAAGAUUUGAAGAAUAAGGAAUAAAAAAAAGAAUUUCUGUGUUAGUUUUGUAAAAAUUGUGUCAAAAAGAUUUUUAAUAAGAAGAUUAGAUAUGGUGUCAGUCUUCUUUCAAAUUGUGAAUUGGUUUCUAAACUGUUGUAUCUUACCUACAUUAAGUAUUUAAAAUGUUAUACGUAUACAAUUGUUGGUUGUAAAUAAAGUAUUUUUGUAU
Molecule: messenger RNA, 7743 nt
Organism: Ciona intestinalis (vase tunicate)
Lineage: Eukaryota; Metazoa; Chordata; Ascidiacea; Phlebobranchia; Cionidae
Source: RefSeq, a predicted model, not a curated record